UCUCGAUCUUCAAUUUCAUUCUCCUCUUCUAUUCUUCUCUAUCUUCAAUUCAAUUGUCCUCUCCCACCCUCCCCCCUCAACCACUCAUCAACCCCCCCAAUGUCCCUCGCUGUGCCGGCGUUUCGUCCCUCGUCCUUAUUACUCUCCCGACCCCACCGGGUGUUGCGACAACUACCUCCACUUGGCUCUUUCGCCCGUCCCUCUUCCUCUUCUUCUUCCUCCUCCUCCUCUUCCUCUCCCUCUCGUCCGUCCGCCUCCCGCUCUCACUACAGUCGCUCCGAGUUCAAAGUCUUCCCCUUCUUGGCUCUCUUCGUCAUCGGCUCCGGUUCUUACGUCCUCUUGGUGAAAUCCCGCACUGGUGCUCGCAAACCCGACUCGUCGCCCCGCUCUCCUGAUUCUUAGGGGGUGUUCUACUAUAUACAAUCCGAUUAUCCUCUCUCAAUCCAAACCACACCGACAACCUCACCCCUUCCAGAUCAAUAAAGAAAAAAAACAAAAAAUAAAUACAUAAAAGAAACAAGAAAAUGUCUUCCGAAUCCACCCCCCGCUUCUCCCCCUCCGACGUAACAGUCGUCUUCCUCCUCGGCGGCCCCGGCAGCGGCAAAGGCACCCAGUCCAACAACCUCGUCCGGGACUACGGCUUCAUCCACCUGUCCGCAGGCGACCUCCUCCGCGCCGAGCAAAUCCGCGAAGGCAGCCAGUACGGCGCCCUCAUCAAGGAUUACAUCCGCGAAGGCAAGAUCGUGCCGAUGGAGAUCACCGUGGCGCUGCUGUCCAACGCUAUGGCCGACGCCCUGCAGAGCGGGACCGUCCCCGAGGGCCACCGGCCGCGGUUCCUCAUCGACGGGUUCCCGCGCAAGCUGGACCAGGCUGUCUUCUUCGAGAAGACCGUCUGUCCGUCGCGGUUGACGCUCUUCCUCGAUUGUCCCGAGGAGGUCAUGGAGUCGCGGCUGAUGAAGCGCGGUGAGACCUCUGGUCGGGACGACGAUAAUGCCGAGUCGAUCCGCAAGCGGUUCCGUGUCUUUGUGGAGACUAGCAUGCCUGUUGUGACGGCUUUUGCGGAGCAGGAUAAGGUUGUUAGUGCGUUGGCGACUGGGUCUGUGGAUGAUGUUUAUGCUCGGAUCCGGGAGGGGUUCACUGCCCGUGGCAUUAACCCUAUCUAAGCUUUUUUUGUUCCUAUCUUCUUCUACUCGAC
Molecule: messenger RNA, 1195 nt
Organism: Aspergillus candidus
Lineage: Eukaryota; Fungi; Ascomycota; Eurotiomycetes; Eurotiales; Aspergillaceae
Gene: ura6
Product: uridylate kinase ura6
Exons: 1
Coding region: 525-1163 (212 amino acids)
Biological process (GO): CDP biosynthetic process; UDP biosynthetic process; 'de novo' pyrimidine nucleobase biosynthetic process
Cellular component (GO): cytoplasm; nucleus
Molecular function (GO): ATP binding; UMP kinase activity
Source: RefSeq, a predicted model, not a curated record